CGGAAACAGAAACGUGAAAUCCGGGACAACAUUAACUUCACCCUCUUCCAUAUAAACAAGUCUCCUCCUCCUCCUCCUCAUUUCUAUCCUAGUAUCUUUCAUGUUCUCUCCACUUUUGUAAAAAAAAUUCCUCGGUUUUUUUCAUAGGUUUCAAUACUCUCAUUCAGUUUCAGUUUUCAAAUGGAUUAUCUCUGUAUAAUGGAGCACCUCGUUCAAUAUCCACUGUUGGUGACCAAUACUUAUAAGUCAUGGUCACACCAUUCCUCUAGGAUGAAAAAUGGAAGUUUCCCAUUACAUUUGCAUAGAAAUGAUACCUUCUCGAUCUGUUUGGCAUCGACAUUGGGCCUGGUAAAAGCUCAAUUAGUGAAUAAGGCCCAAAUGAAACGCCCCUAUUCGGAAUAGCAACUAACCGCCUUAUGACGUCAAACUAAAUCUUUUCAAAACGAUAUUCAGAAACCCUAGAUCUACAGCAUUCUCGAGCUCUCGACUUUACGAUCCUUUGAUCCAGCAGGACUUUGUGAAAAUGGCCUCUCCAGAACUGAGAUGCAGAAUGUAUAGGCCUCGCUAUCCAGAGGUGGAUAGGCUUGUGAUGGGGAAGGUUAUGAGUACUUCUGGUAAUGAUGCUGUGAUUUCGUUGCUUGAGUUUAAUGAGAAAGAGGCGAAGGUCUUCAACUCUGGCGAGAGAGGUCUUGUAGUUGGCAGAACAAUGCCAUUUCGUGUAUUAGAUGACAACAAGAGGGCCAUUCUUCUGCGCCCUAAUCCUCUUAGUUUCGAAGAUAAAAUGGUAUGUGAAAUGGAGUACUCGAAGGCUAAACAUGUGCAGAGGGUUCUCUUCAGUGUUGCGGACGAUAGGAAGUUGAAUCUCAAGCGUCUUUACAAGUUAGUUGGUUGGCCUUCCUAUGAAGAACUGUUGAAUUUGCAUGAAGAUCAAAGAUUUCUCAGUGCUGACGUUGAUCCUGAUCUUAGGGACUUCCUUCUACAGAGAAUUAAACUUAUGGUUUACUACUCUUGGAGGAUCAUCAAUCCCAGAAUUCUUCAGAUAUGCCUGAUUGUUCAGCUGUUGAACAUUUGCUAUGCUAUAGCGCUUACACGACAGGUUGAAGCAUACUUGAAAUUGAAGAACCUUCUGCCAUACGAUUCCUAUCUCUCCAUCCAAGACUUGGUUAAUAAGGCAGUUAAAAAGGGAUUGGUUGACAUUGCUGAUGCUUCUGUUCCAAAGCUUGGACCUGUUUCAAAGAUUAUUCAGCGUGAUGGUCUCGUGUCUGAAGGUGAUUGCCCAUUCCAGAAUUCAAUUGAUGGAGAGUACAGAAGAACUGGUGGCCCUGUGAAAAAGAUUGAUAAAGCGAGAGUUUAUUAUGCGGGGGAUGAAGUUCCUAAUGAUAUGGUAGCCUUUGAUAUUAUUCAACGCCUGUUACUUGCACCUAUUUCAUGCUCUAUUCUGUUGUAUCCUUCAUACAACAACUGUCUAAAGGAAGAUAGAAUUUACGGUCCAACCGGUGAUGAAGUUCGAACCUAUGAAAAUGAUAGUGAGGCCCUUGAUUGUCACACAAUGCUCUGUACAGGUCAUGGCGUCGAUAGGUACGGGAAAAGUUUCUUAGAAAUGCAAGACAGUAGUGGGAAUGUCAAUGCUGUUGAUCAAGGGUAUGUCAAGUUUGCACACAUGAAUACAGUAGUCGACUAUGUUGUUUUCACGGUAAGUAUUUGUUUAUUAUGCUUUAUUUUAUUUUCAAAGUUCAUAUUGUUUACUGGAAUUUCAUUUUUUAAAAGGAUUACUGAAGAAACAAAGAGUGAAACUGGUUGAGAAGAUACCAUUGGAGAGACUACAUUAACAUUCACAGGUUUGCUUAUAUGCUCUCUAUAUGUUAUUUUAUAUUUUUGUUUUUUGUGAUAUCUUCUGAUGCUCGUAUUUUAUGUUUGAUAUUUUUGUUGUUGCUGCAGACACAAGGAAAAGGAGUGAGAUUUUUCGAUUGUAGUUUCUUUCUCAUUUUUUCCUCUAGACUUUUCUUGAAGUUCUUUUAAUGUGUACAAAAUUGCUAUCUGUGUUUUGCUGUUAUUUUUAAAUAUUGUGUUUUUCGUUUUGGGAUUAAUCGUUCACUGUAUUACAAGGUUAUUAAAUACGUUCUUAGUUUUUCCUGCAACGUAAAG
Eruca vesicaria subsp. sativa (arugula) is the source of this 2145-nucleotide messenger RNA. The record is from the annotation of a GenBank genome assembly. Lineage: Eukaryota; Viridiplantae; Streptophyta; Magnoliopsida; Brassicales; Brassicaceae.